AUGUUAGAAAAUAUGCUGUCACCAAAAAAUAUCCAAUCAUAAAGUAAGUAGUCUCCCAAAAAAAUAAUAAACGACUUCGAAUAUCGAUUAGAAGACUGUCUCGGCUAAGGAGAAUACAGUUCUGUGUUUAAAGGCCAGGACAGAAGGUCUGGAUAGGAAGUUGCAAUCAAAGUUAUAGAGAAUUCCAGGUUGAACUCGAAUUUCUCAAGACAGAUGUUGAAUAAUGAAAUUGAGUCUCUGAAGAAACUCAAAUCACCUUACAUCUUACAGUAUAUCAAUUACAUUUACACUCCAAACAAUCAAUACAUCAUAACUGAAUACUGCAACGAAGGAGAAUUGAGAUUUGUCAAGAAUCGAUCGGAUUAAUAGUUGUUAAGAAUUUUCCAUCAACUACUGUAGGCUUUGAAGGAACUGAAAUCUAAGAAUAUAAUACACAGAGACAUCAAACCUCCAAAUAUCAUGAUGCACGACUGUAUACCUAAGCUUGCCGAUUUCGGGUUUAGUGCUAAUAUAAAUUAUUUGGAGUUAUAAAAAUCAUCAUUUGGCACACCACUCUAUAUGGCUCCAGAAUCUUUGCUCAACGAUAUGUACAGUUUCUAGUCUGAUGUUUGGUCGGUCGGAAUUACUAUGCAUGAACUCAUUUAUGGGAAUGUUCCCUUUUACCAUGACAAAGAAUCUGAAUUAAAGAAAAUCCUCCAAAAUUAUGUCAAUAAUCCAAUGUUGAUAAUGCCUAAGUCAAUAUUCAUUCCAUUGCUUAAAGGGAUGCUUGAUCCAAAUCCUAAUACUAGGUUGACCGUAGAAUAAUUGUUAUCAAUGAUUACGACAGAUUAGAAUACUUAAAAUAUUUCUCAAUCUGGAUUCAACUUUUUAAGCAAUUUUGCAUAAACCUUAUAACAUUUUGAGUCUAAGGUCGAUGAUACAUGUCUUCGCUGGGCAAUUCUGAAGAUCCUAUCGACAAAAUUCAAAAUGAAUGCAAAUGCUCAAUACUUAAUAAAUCAAUAAAUCAAUUCGCUUAUAUAGUAAUUUCCAUAAUGA
This is a messenger RNA of Paramecium tetraurelia, 1035 nucleotides long. RefSeq lists its product as uncharacterized. Gene Ontology annotation, cellular component: autophagosome; cytoplasm. The record is from RefSeq and is a predicted model, not a curated record. The transcript has 3 exons. Gene Ontology annotation, molecular function: ATP binding; protein serine/threonine kinase activity. Lineage: Eukaryota; Ciliophora; Oligohymenophorea; Peniculida; Parameciidae. Gene Ontology annotation, biological process: autophagy; protein autophosphorylation; peptidyl-serine phosphorylation.